Oryza brachyantha (malo sina) is the source of this 1381-nucleotide messenger RNA. RefSeq names its product putative oxidoreductase C1F5.03c. Gene Ontology annotation, cellular component: cytoplasm. Lineage: Eukaryota; Viridiplantae; Streptophyta; Magnoliopsida; Poales; Poaceae. Gene Ontology annotation, molecular function: oxidoreductase activity. The coding region runs from base 54 to 1211 and encodes 385 amino acids. The record is from RefSeq and is a predicted model, not a curated record. The transcript is spliced from 2 exons.
UGUCGCUGGCUUCUAUUGAUCCACACUCCACACCGCACUCAGCACCGCAAGCCAUGGCCACCGCGCCGCCGCCCCGCCGCGUGGUGGUCUGCGGCGGCGGGGUCGUCGGAGCGUGCACGGCCUACUUCCUCGCCACCCACGCCACCGCGCCGACCGUCCCGACCCUCGUCGAGAAGUCGUCCCCGGCCUGCGCCGCCUCGGGCAAGGCCGGCGGCUUCCUCGCCCUCGACUGGUGCGACUCCACGCCGCCCCUCUCCGCGCUCGCCCGCGCCUCCUUCGCGCUCCACCGCCGCCUCGCCGCAUCCCUCGACGGCGCCUCCGCCUACGGCUUCCGCCCCGUCCACACCCUCUCCGUGUGCGUCCCCUCCGACGCCGGCCCCGCCUCCCCGCACCCGCCGCUGCUCCCUCCCUGGGUCGACCCCUCCGCGUCCGCCGCGCCGCCGCGGGAGCUCGGGACACCGGACACCACCGCGCAGGUCCACCCGGGCCUCUUCACCAGGGCCGUCCUCGCCGCGUCGGGCACCGAGGUGGUCGUCGGCGAGGUGGACCGCGUCGUCGUCCGGGAGGACGGCCGCGUCGCCGGCGUCGGUGUCAAGGGCCGCGGCGUGGUGGACGCCGACGCCGUGGUGCUCGCGCUCGGCCCCUGGUCGGGCAGGCUCGAGAUGAUCAGGGAGGUGUUCGACGUGUCCGGCCUCAAGGCGCACAGCAUCGUGCUCCGGCCGCGCGACCCCGACACUAUCACCCCGCACGCGCUGUUCCUCAGCUACCAGCCGGAGCCCGGCGCCAAGAUGCUCGACCCGGAGGUUUACCCGCGCCCCACCGGGGAGGUGUACAUUUGUGGAAUGACCAAGGAUGCGGAGGUGCCCGAUGAUCCGGCGACGAUCACCGGUGAGCCAGACUCAAUUGCAAUGCUGCACAAGAUCGCCGGGAGGGUAUCCAGCCAGCUGAAGAGGGAGGAAGGCGCGGAGGUGGUGGCAGAGCAGGCAUGCUACCUGCCGUGCACCAGUGACGGGCUGCCUGUGAUCGGGGAGAUGCCUGGGGUGAAGGGAUGCUAUGUCGCCACCGGGCACAACUGCUGGGGGAUCCUCAAUGCUCCAGCCACCGGUGCCGCGCUCGCAGAGCUCAUCCUCGAGGGCAAUGCCAAGAUUGUCGAUCUCGCGCCAUUCAGCCCAGCAAGGUUUCUCAAGAAGAGGAGUAAGCGUGGAGUUUAGAAUACACUGUGAUGAGUUGCUUGUUUGAUGCCAAGUCUACAUGAAUAAAUUUGAUCUGAGUUUGUUUGUAUCCUUUGUGAGGAGAGAACAAACAUGUACAAUGAUGAAUAAACCAUGAAGAACAUCUUCAAAUGCAGUCAACUGCAGAGAAUAAAUCCUGAACCGUCUCA